GCUUAGGCUUAGGCUUAGGCUUAGGCUUAGGCUUAGGCUUAGGCUUAGGCUUAGGCUUAGGCUUAGGCUUAGGCUUAGGCUUAGGCUUAGGCUUAGGCUUAGGCUUAGGCUUAGGCUUAGGCUUAGGCUUAGGCUUAGGCUUAGGCUUAGGCUUAGGCUUAGGCUUAGGCUUAGGCUUAGGCUUAGGCUUAGGCUUAGGCUUAGGCUUAGGCUUAGGCUUAGGCUUAGGCUUAGGCUUAGGCUUAGGCUUAGCUUUAGGCUUAGGCUUAGGCUUAGGCUUAGGCUUAGGCUUAGGCUUAGGCUUAGGCUUAGGCUUAGGCUUAGGCUUAGGCUUAGGCUUAGGCUUAGGCUUAGCUUUAGGCUUAGGCUUAGGCUUAGGCUUAGGCUUAGGCUUAGGCUUAGGCUUAGGCUUAGGCUUAAGGCUUAGGCUUAGGCUUAGGCUAGGCUUAGGCUUAGGCUUAGGCUUAGGCUUAGGCUUAGGCUUAGGCUUAGGCUUAGGCUUAGGCUUAGGCUUAGGCUUAGGCUUAGGCUUAGGCUUAGGCUUAGGCUUAGGCUUAGGCUUAGGCUUAGGCUUAGGCUUAGGCUUAGGCUUAGGCUUAGGCUUAGGCUUAGGCUUAGGCUUUAGGCUUAGGCUUAGGCUUAGGCUUAGGCUUAGGCUUAGGCUUAGGCUUAGGCUUAGGCUUAGCUUAGGCUUAGGCUUAGGCUUAGGCUUAGGCUUAGGCUUAGGCUUAAGGCUUAGGCUUAGGCUUAGGCUUAGGCUUAGGCUUAGGGCUUUAGGCUUAGGCUUAGGCUUAGGCUUAGGCUUAGGCUUAGGCUUAGGCUUAGGCUUAGGCUUAGGCUUAGGCUUAGGCUUAAGCUUAGGCUUAGGCUUAGGCUUAGGCUUAGGCUUAGGCUUAGGCUUAGGCUUAGGCUUAGGCUUAGGCUUGGGCUUAGGCUUAGGCUUAGGCUUAGGCUUAGGCUUAGGCUUAGGCUUAGGCUUAGGCUUAGGCUUAGGCUUAGGCUUAGGCUUAGGCUUAGGCUUAAGCCUAAGCUUAGGCUUAGGCUUAGGCUUAGGCUUAGGCUUAGGCUUAGCUUAG
Messenger RNA from Brugia malayi, 1076 nucleotides. The record is from the annotation of a RefSeq genome assembly. NCBI's taxonomy places the organism in Eukaryota, Metazoa, Nematoda, Chromadorea, Rhabditida, Onchocercidae.